AUGGCAAACGUCAAAGUUGUCGACGUCAGACUCGAACAUUACAGACCUGGAAAUACUCUUGGAGUCAACGAGACAAAGCCUCGCAUCUCAUGGCGCUUUGAAGGGACCCAUUCCAGUCUCACCCAGGAAGCAUAUGAGAUUGAAGUCACAGAAAUCGACCCGAAGUCGCGACAGCCUCAUGAAGCAAAAACCUACAAAGUCAAGUCAUCGCAAGCGUACCUCGUUCCCUGGCCUAGUGGCGAACCACUAAGUUCUCGCCAACGCUAUGAGUUUCGAAUAAGAUCAUACCUUUCCGACGAAUGUGAACCAACGCCUUGGAGCGAUGUUGCAUUUGUCGAAGCUGGUCUCUUGAACCGACAAGAUUGGUCAGGUACCCAGCUCAUUUCAGCACCAUGGUCCGACGAGCAGGGCAAACCCUUGCCUGAAGACUUGUUCCGCAAACAAUUCAGCAUCACUGGCGGCAUUCAGUCCGCAAGGCUGUAUAUCACAUCUCAUGGAGUCUACGAAGCUGAGAUCAACGGAAAGAGAGUCGGAGAUCACUUUCUUGCGCCUGGAUGGACAGUGUAUGAGCAUCGACUGAGAUAUCAGACCUUUGAUGUGACGGAACUUCUUUCCGAUGGCGAGAAUUGCAUCGGAGCUCGCGUCGCUGAAGGGUGGUUCAAAGGCCGUUUAGGAUUUGAGGGUGGAAAGCGUAAUAUCCAUGGAACGCGGACAGCGCUAUUUGCUCGACUCGAGAUCACAGCAAAAGAUGGAACCAUCUCGAAAAUAUCGACAGAUGAGACAUGGAAAACGACCCAGGGACCGAUUCGAAUGGCUGAGAUUUACGACGGGGAGAAGUACGAUACCACUGCUGAAAUAGAAGGGUGGUCAGCAGCAGGUUCUGUGUCAGGAGAUUGGCACCAAGUCGAAGUUCCACCGCCUUUGUCUGAAGAUACAGCACUCGUCGCUGGAUCAGCGGAGCCAACUCGAAGGAUUGAGAUCAUCAAGCCAAUCUCAAAGAUUGACACGCCUUCAGGCAAGUUAGUGCUCGACUUUGGGCAAAAUCUGGUUGGCUAUCUUCGCAUCCGUGUAAACGGCUCAAGAGGCCACAAGAUCACCCUCUAUCAUGCCGAAGUCCUCGAAAACGGUGAGCUUGGAACCAGGCCAUUGAGACACUGUGAAGCCAAGGAUACCUAUACUCUUCGUGGUGAAGGCGAAGAAGUCUAUGAGCCUAGGUUCACAUUCCAUGGCUUCAGAUAUGCCCAAAUCGACAAUUGGCCUGGGUCCCAAGACGACAUUCUGAAUAAAGUGGAUGCUGUUGUUUGUCAUACCGAUAUGCAAGAAACAGGCGACUUCCACUGCUCAGACAGCAUGCUCAAUAAGCUAUGGAGUAACGUCCGUUGGUCAACAAAGGGCAACUUCCUCUCUAUACCUACAGAUUGCCCUCAGCGGGAUGAACGUCUCGGCUGGACCGGCGACAUCGCUCUCUUCGCCCCAACAGCGACAUUCCUCUAUGGAUGCCACGGAAUCCUGAACGAUUGGCUCAAGGGCCUCUACUACGAACAGAAGAAGCGCAAUGGUAUCCCACCGAUGGUCUCCCCUAAUACCAUCGUGGAUGGCCUCUUUGCUCAAGUCCACCCAUUUGCGAUUUGGCAUGAUGUCACUGUACUAGCGCCUUGGGCGUUGUGGGAGGAACAUGGGGACUCCGAGAUUCUGGCUCAGCAGUAUGACUCGAUGGUUGCGUGGCUGGAUGCUGUGCCUAUGGACAAGGCAGCUGACAAGGACCAUUUGUGGGACUCAAAUAUGUUCCAGCUAGCUGACUGGCUUGACCCCAGUGCUCCUCCAGACGCUCCUCAGAAGUCAGUGACUGACAUGAUGCUCGUCGCCAACGCAUUUCUGAUACACUCAUAUGACAUCAUGGUUCGAAUUGCAGAUAUUCUUGGAAACGACUCCUCUAUCUACAGGGCAAAUGCAGCUACUGCCAGAGAACAAUAUGCCAAGCAAUAUAUUUCGGAAACUGGCCGUUUGACAUCAGAUUCACAGACAGCCUACGCUCUAGCCAUUUGCUUCAACCUACUCACCACGCCUUCCCAGCUGAAGUUGGCAGGCGACCGUCUCGCUGAGAUUGUUCAAGCUAAUGAAUACCGCGUUGGCACCGGCUUCGCAGGAACACCAUUCGUCUGUGAAGCUUUGGCAAAAACACAACAUAUGGAUGUUGCAUACGGCAUGCUUCUGAACAAGAAAUGUCCUUCAUGGCUAUACCCUGUGACAAUGGGCGCGACAACAAUAUGGGAACGUUGGGACAGCAUGCUGCCCGAUGGCUCGAUCAAUCCAGGAGACAUGACCAGUUUCAAUCACUACGCCUACGGUGCAGUGGCUAAGUUCAUGGUGGAGCGUGUCGCAGGUCUGAAGCAAUUGACACCCGCGUGGACGAGAUGUCGAGCAGAUCCUUGUGUUGGUGGUGGCAUUACAUCUGCGAAAGCGUCGCAUUUGACACCGCAUGGGAAAAUCUUAGUCUCUUGGAAGUUAGUCCAGGGGGGCGAGGUACAAAUUGACGUGACUGUACCGCCAUUUACAGAAAUAGAGGUUGUGCUUGGGGAUAGUGACUCUGACGUUCAAGUCGUUGGACAUGGAGAAUGGUCUUUCAAGCGAUACGCAUAGUACAAGACUGACC
This is a messenger RNA of Fusarium oxysporum Fo47, 2653 nucleotides long. RefSeq names its product bacterial alpha-L-rhamnosidase-domain-containing protein. Bases 1 to 2640 code for a protein of 879 amino acids. Gene Ontology annotation, biological process: carbohydrate metabolic process. NCBI's taxonomy places the organism in Eukaryota, Fungi, Ascomycota, Sordariomycetes, Hypocreales, Nectriaceae. The record is from RefSeq and is a predicted model, not a curated record. The transcript has 2 exons.